This is a messenger RNA of Arabidopsis lyrata subsp. lyrata, 970 nucleotides long. RefSeq lists its product as uncharacterized. NCBI's taxonomy places the organism in Eukaryota, Viridiplantae, Streptophyta, Magnoliopsida, Brassicales, Brassicaceae. The coding region runs from base 332 to 823 and encodes 163 amino acids. The record is from RefSeq and is a predicted model, not a curated record. The transcript is spliced from 5 exons.
UAAGGUAAGUGUAGGGUCCAAAGCCUUAAUAACUCCACACGACCACUAGACUCUCUACACAUGGCUCGUCGUCGUUUUGGGGCUAUACGUGGGGUCGGUCACUUCCUCUUCCAAGUUUCUUCGAAAUGAAGUAUCCGAAACUUCCAGAUACACGCAAACCCCAGAAAAAGAGAAAAAGAAAUCGUCUUUUCCUUUCACUUUCUUCUUCUUCUUCCGACUGGGUCUUUGCUUUGUACCCAAUCGAUUGAUUUCACUCGAAGAUUGAUAAGUUUUGUUGGGUGGUGCUCGAUUCUUCGUUUGAUGAUCUAAGAAAGGCUCUGUUUUUUCCACGAUGGGCAGUAGUUGUUUGGCUUGUUUUGAUAAGUCGAAAGCAACAACAAGUGUAGAUGUAGAUGUGCCUUUGAAUGGCUCAAAAGAUGUGUUAGUAGAAGAAGAUUGGAGUGAAUUGAGGAAUCCUAGUGUAGCUUCUGAAGAUUUCUGGACUAAUACCACUUUAGAUAUGGAAAGCAAUGCUCAGGGAAGUGUUUCUUCAAUCAGUACAACGAAUCUGACUGUUGAUUCUCAAGGAUGUGGUUCCAGCUCUAAUGAACCUACUGAAUUUGUUAACCAUGGUCUUCUGCUAUGGAAUCAAACUCGGCAGCAAUGGGUGGGGGAUAAAAGAUCUGAGAGCCGCGAAAAAAUUGUUCGAGAACCGGUUAUAAAUGAGAAUGUGACUUAUGAGAGUCUACUUGGGAGCAACAAGCGGUUUCCGAGGCCAAUACCUCUUGAUGAAAUGGUGCAGUUUCUUGUUGAAGUUUGGGAAGAAGAGGGUCUGUACGGCUGAAAGAUCUCUUCUUUGCAUAUAUUCACAUUUAUGUUGGAGAAAAAAACUUUCUUUUGUUUUACUUUAACACAAUUCAGAUUCUGUCUAUAAAAUUGGCGAAUUUGUAACGAGAGAGAUAUAUUAUACCACCAACAAAUUUUUUAUUGA